CAAGAAAAGAGGAAGGAAGGGAGAGUAAUAGCUAGUCAUGGCAUCGUCGUCGGCCCCGGUCCCGGCAUCGUCAGCGGCGGCGGGGUCUUCGUCCGCGUCGACGAGCUCGCCAUGCGCGGCCUGCAAGUUCCUCCGCCGCAAGUGCCAGCCGGACUGCGUCUUCGCGCCCUACUUCCCGCCGGACCAGCCGCAGAAGUUCGUGCACGUGCACCGCGUCUUCGGCGCGAGCAACGUCACCAAGCUGCUCAACGAGCUCCACCCCUACCAGCGGGAGGACGCCGUCAACUCGCUCGCUUACGAGGCCGACAUGCGCCUCCGCGACCCCGUCUACGGCUGCGUCGGCGUCAUAUCCAUCCUCCAGCACCAGCUCCGCCAGCUUCAGAUGGACCUCUCCUGCGCCAGGGCCGAGAUCUCCAAGUACCAGUCCGCCGCCGCCGCGGUUGCCGCCAGCGGCGGCGGGCCCUCCGCUGCCAAUUUCAGCAGCGGGGUGACGACCGCAGGCGGGCACGGGUUUGUCAACGCUAAUCACGCGAUCGGGGUGGGAUCGAUCGUGUUAGGGCGGGAGCAGUUCUUCCCGGCGAUGGCGACGGCGACUGCUGCCCGGGAGCCGCACCUCCACCACCAUGCGAUGAUGAGGAACCAAGAUGGGGAGCUGGCGGCUAGAUUGGGUGCGAAUGGAGCAUAUGAUGCAGGGCUUGUGGCAGCCAUGAAUGUGCCGGCUGCGAGCAUCGGGCCGCUGGGUGGGCAGUUCUUGAAGCCAAGUGCAGCUGGUGGGGACGAGCGGCCGAGCGUCGGACCGUCGUAGACAUCCUUGCAGGUUUAAGACUUGGAGGAAGGAUACUUGCCGAUGAAACUGGGACAGAGUUAGUAUUGAAAGAGAGACCUGGAUUUUGACUUCAAUCCAUUUACAGAAAAUAGAAUUUUCUUCAGCCUUCUUGCUUUCUCUUAGUGCUGGUUAUUUUAUCCUCUCUUCUUGAUCUGGCCAUAGCUGUGGACAUGUUGUACUCCUAAUGUUUGUUAUGGUGGCAAUCCUAUGUCCCCUCUAUGGCACCUGCAUGGCUAAUAUGAAACUCCU
Phoenix dactylifera (date palm) is the source of this 1075-nucleotide messenger RNA. Its product is annotated as protein ASYMMETRIC LEAVES 2. NCBI's taxonomy places the organism in Eukaryota, Viridiplantae, Streptophyta, Magnoliopsida, Arecales, Arecaceae. The record is from RefSeq and is a predicted model, not a curated record.